UUUUUUCUCUAAAGCCUCUACCAACUCUUAACAAUUUUAAGUGCUCGUGAGAUUUCAACAACUAGUUUUUAUAUUCCUAAUUAUUUGUUAGGAUAUACGUUAGGAUAUAUGAUGAUAGGAUAGAGGGGUUGAGGAGUAAGCGUGUGGGGGGUGUCAGUUAAAAAGGGAAAGUGGGUCAGAGCCUCUAUAAACAGAGGUAGUGUAACGCGGUAGGGGAUAUCGAGUAUUUUGUGAAGUCAGGUCUAUUGCCUGUAGAGAGGUUAUGCUCUCAAGGGAGGUUAUGCUCCCAAACCCAUAUUGUGUACAGUGACUAUCCAUUCUUCAUCAAUAAUACAGUUCUUUCUUUCAUCUUUGGUUGUUUCGUGUGCUAUUGAGAGAGUUUUGGUUAGGUUCACUAACUAACUAGUAACCUAACAAAUUGGUCCGACCUGUCGGAUCAAAGUGGGGGUGAAGGAUCAAGAAGCUGUUGGAUCAUCAAGGGAGGACUGCCGAAUCUCCUUAGGAGAGGGCUGCCAGAUCAAGAAAGGGUGGAGCAUGGAAGGAAGAAACAAUACCUUGGAGAGGAGGACCAGCGGUCAGAAAAUGAGCAUGGCAGAAUCGAAAAUGAACAUGGCAGAAUAUAGAAGAAAUAUGGAAGAAAUAAGAGAAAUGCUGCAAGAAAUCAAGAUUCACAUAAAGGGCCUAGGAAGAAGUGAGGAAUCUGUCAUGAAAGGGCAGAAAGACGGUUCAGAUGAAGAGGAGAUGGAGGAAGACAGGGGUGAACAAAAUUGGAGGCAGCAGGUAUAAUUGGCCAGGUUUGAGGGGCUGGACCCAUUGGGAUGGAUCUCUCAGGCAGAGAAGUUUUCUGACACCCAAAACGUCAAAGAGAAGGAGAGGUUCAGGUUGGCUUACAGCUGCAUGGAAGGAGGCACAAUCUAUUGGUUCAGGGUCUGGAAAAAUAAAACCAAGAACCUUUCUUGGAAAGGGCUGAAAGAGGCAUUAAUAAUUGGGUUUGGAGGAAGAGUCAGAGGGUCUGUUUUUGAGAAGAAAAGAGAAACGGAAGCUGCUGCAGUUUUGAGUGUUGAUGGUUUUGCAAGAAUUAGAGGGCAGGAUAGGAGAGAAGAAAAUAUUCGUGGGGAGGAAGGCAAUGCUGCAAAUGGUGAUGGAGACAUGGGUGUGACUGCUGCUGGAAAAGUUGAAAAAGCUGUUGAUUUUACUGCUGCAAACUGUGAUGGAGACAUGGGUGUGAUUGCUGCUGGAAAAGUUGAAAAAGCUACUGAUUUUACUGCUGCAAACUGUGAUGGAGACAUGGGUGUGACUGCUGCUGGAAAAGUUGAAAAAACUGCUGAUUUUACUGUUGCUGACAAAGUAGAAAAAGCUGUGGUUUUUACUGCUGCUGAAAAAGUUGCUGCUGCUGAGAAAGUUGCUGUUUUUAGUGGAGAUGGUGUGGUAGGUUGUGGUGUGAAUGUCAAAACAAAAGAACGCUCGGGUGGAAGAGAAAAUGCAAGCAAUUGGGAGCAAAAGGAGAGGAUGCCACUGACAAUAAUGGAGCUAGGAAGGGUGAGGAGACACCAAUUUUUUCAUGGGUGAAAAGAGAAGAGUUGAUCACUUAUAAAGAGAUUGACAAGCAAGAUCAAACAACAGGAGCAGCAAAUGCUUUUAAAGUUCAAAACACCAAAGGAUCAACAAAAGCACAUCCAAGCAACAAAGAAAAUGUAGUCCAAGGGUGCAAGACUUGGCAUAAAAAAUUCAAGCACCUUUCUUGGAAAAAUCUGGCCCCAACUCUACUAAAGAUAGUUGAAAGGAACAGAAGAUCAGUCUAUGUGAGAAUUGGGCAACAGUAACACAGAGGGGGAGCGUGGAAAUUUUAUAUGAGAGUUUGCAAGUAGAUGGAGUAGCUGCCAAAAGUGUUGUUGCUACAAGGGCCGAUGAAGUCAGAAUUGAGAUUUUGAGGACUUCACAAAAUUGGGCUAAAAGAAUCCAGGAAGAGUGGAAGUCAUUGGAGGAGGAUUUGCCACCACCCAAGCCUCCAGACUUUUAUUAGAGGGCAGCAUCCAGUGGGUAACAGGUUGAUGAAGAGGAGCCAUGAGAUCAAGCCUUCCAUUUCCAACCUUGAGGACAAGGUUGUUUGGAAGGGGGGUGUAAUGUUAGGAUAUACGUUAGGAUAUAUGAUGAUAGGAUAGAGGGGUUGAGGAGUAAGCGUGUGNGGGGUGUCGGUUAAAAAGGGGAAGUGGGUCAGAGCCUCUAUAAAUAGAGGUAGUGUAACGCGGUAGGGGAUAUCGAGUAUUUUGUGAAGUCAGGUCUAUUGCCUGUANAGAGGUUAUGCUCUCAAGGGAGGUUAUGCUCCCAAACUCAUGCUGUGUACAGUGACUAUCCAUUCUUCAGCAAUAAUAUAGUUCUUUCUUUCAUCUUUGGUUGUUACGUGUGCUAUUGAGAGAGUUUUGGUUAGGUUCACUGACUAGGAACCUAACAUUAUUGCUACUAGGAUGUUGAAUAUCGUCAAUCAUCGUUAUUUGUACAGGGUUAACAAAUUUGGAGUAUUAGAAUCUGGAAUCUUGCAGGAUAGGCGAUGAUGGGCUUGCUAAUUUGACAGGCCUCACACUCUUGAAAAGUCUGGUGCUGUCGGACAUUGACAUUGGGAAUAGCGGGCUGCGGUGCUGUCGAUUUUUACCAUGAAUAGACUCCAAGCAUGCACCAGUAAUAUUGCAU
This is a messenger RNA of Vigna radiata var. radiata (mung bean), 2688 nucleotides long. RefSeq lists its product as uncharacterized. The record is from RefSeq and is a predicted model, not a curated record. NCBI's taxonomy places the organism in Eukaryota, Viridiplantae, Streptophyta, Magnoliopsida, Fabales, Fabaceae. The transcript is spliced from 2 exons. Bases 898 to 1569 code for a protein of 223 amino acids.